This is a messenger RNA of Polistes dominula (European paper wasp), 4741 nucleotides long. RefSeq lists its product as uncharacterized. The record is from RefSeq and is a predicted model, not a curated record. Lineage: Eukaryota; Metazoa; Arthropoda; Insecta; Hymenoptera; Vespidae.
CGGCGCGCGGCCGGUUCCUUUUUGUCGUGCGCGCGUGCGCGCCUAUACUUUUUCUUUCAUGAGAUCGAAACAUAACCAACGUUAUAUUAUUAUCGAUAAUCUUAACCGGUUGAAAGUGUUCAAGAAAUUUCACGGUAAUAGUUGCGGCUUUUUAAUUCGGCACAUUGUGCAUUUAAACAUAAAGACAUUUAAAGCGGAAAUUAAGAAGGAUAGAAUAGUGUGUAAGAGCCUCUUGAAUUAAAAAAAAAAAAAAAAGAUAAAGGAGACUGGGAAAGGACAUUAGAAGGGCAAACAGCCCUUAAAGACUUAAAAGACAUGACGCAACUUGAGUGUCGUCGAUAAACAGAAGAACGUAUUCCGGGUGCUUGUGUGGUCCCAUUUGUGAGAUUGGUGAGAAAGAAUCCUUGGUGACUGUGGUUAACGCGGGUAUAUUACACUUUGUUUUUUUACCAAGAGACCAAUCGGAAAAGUCUCAACGCCUGCACUCACAUCAGUGUCCUAAGUUUCGUAUCAAAGAAGAAGGGUUUUACUCAUGUUGGGAGUGCUUAAGCGGCGCUGGAAGCCUUCGAAAAGGGCUUCCAGUGGCCGCGGAACUGAUUCGCCCCUAAACUCGGAUUUAGCACUGGACAAACCUAGACCGAUACCAUCACCCAGACAAAUUCACCCUCUGUAUGGAGAAAAGGCAGGGCUUUUAGGCUAUUGCGAUACUGUCGGUAACACAGAAAACUUUCCACCAGCCCCCAAUAUUGUUGUUGAGGGUGGAAGAAUAGAAUUUGUGCGCCCCUCGCAAGAUGGCACUACGAUACCAAGAAGAAAUACGAUGUCCCGAGGGUCACAAACUUUCAAUGAUCAAACAGAAAAAUCUGAUCCUGCGAAGGAGAGCCUCGAGGAACGAGUUCACGAAUUGGAACGAGCACUGCAAGCGGAACGUCUCGUCUCACAACGAGAUCGUGCUACGAUUACCAAACUUCAACGACAAAUUAACAAGAGGGAGGCUACUCAACGAGAUGUUGAACGAGAAAGACGACAACGAUUGGAGGCCGAAGCACGGCUACGAGAAGCUACGGCUGAAGCCGAACGUGCGAGAUCUAGGGUACAUCAUUUACAAAGGGAAUUGGCUAGGAUGGAAGAAUCAUCGCGUGGAUUGUUGCAACACAAGCAAAGGGCCGAACAGUUGAAACAAGAAAAGACCGCGCUCACGCUAUCCUACGAGGCACGAGUACAUCAAUAUCAGGUCCAGAUCUCAAAGUUGCAAUUGGAGAACGAGUCGAUGCGCGGUCAAUUGCGUGGAUUGGAAGCUGCCUGUGCUGGCGAGGUGCACGCUGCCUUGGUCGCACGUUUGGCGACCUUGGAAAGCGAACACGCAGCUCUGGCACGUGACGCUGACGCACAACGUCGUCAAUACGAGCGGUGCCUAGACGACGUUGCCAACCAGGUGGUCCGUGCCCUUCUAUCCCAAAAGGGUUUCAGGGAAGAGAUCGGUGCAUUACAAAGGCGUAUACGAGAACUCGAAGCUCAAAAUCGAGCAUUGUCGGGUCUCUUAGCACAAGCAGCGAGUCCUGGUAGUCCCACUGAACUGAUACAAAAUAUAAUCGAAGCUGGUCCAGCUGCAUUGGUAGCUGCCCUUAGUUUGGAUCCAUCCUGGGUUCCACUUUCCAGACCACGUUCUCUUAAUCUACAAAUACCCGUUAUGGCAGCUGCAACCAAGUGUCGACGAAACAGACCAACUCUAGGUCAAAAACCUUCAACAGGUUCAGGAUCAGCGUCAAAUGGUACAACGGGUGCCGCGGAAGAGGAGGGUAGCGAGAGUCCUGAAAGUGGUAACAGGGAUGAGGGUUAUUCAACAAUGUCGAGCGAUGUUCAAGGUGAAGGUGCACGUCAAGAACCUUCCUCGCGUGGAUUGGAAGAUCUCAAAGAGGCAACCGAUGAAACCGAGGGCGAUGUUUCACCGGAUGCACGUUUGAUCGCAUUAGAUGCCGGGGAUCCCGAUGUUCUCUUUCUACCUCUUAAUUUAACUCUUGGAAUUAAUCCACGACAUAGUUAUCCACCUAGCAAAGACCUUUUACCCUAUCAGCACGUGAUGCGCAGCUUCUCGGACAGUCAUCUUUGUUUGAAACUCACUGCUACGAGCAAUUUCACGCCGUACAAAUUACCGAGCCCCAUGGGAUCCUCCUCCCUUCUUCUUAUAGAAGAGGAGGGCUGGGAUGCCGAGUACGUACAGCAAUGGCUCAGAUUGGACGAUAGCAGAAGCGCUCAACAGCAUCGAGAUCUACUCGAGUUGGAAUAUGAUAGGGCGGAAUUGGAAGACUGGAGUUUUUCUUUGUCGACAGAGGACCUCGUUCAAACAGAAUCUACAACAACAACAACAACAACAACGUGGAAAGAAUCAUCGAAUGCUUGUACCGCAAUACCUGCACUCCCUGCCAUCAAAGAACACAAUCCCUUGGAACUCGAGGAGGACGCGAACGAAUGCUUGUGGAAUGGUGCCAGUUAUCUCGCCGAUAGAGCAGGGGGUGAAUUGGUCGCUCUAUUGAUGGACACGAGGACUGCAGGACCUUGGCCUUACGCUUCGAGCCCUGGUGCAUCUUGGAGUAGCGAAGAAGGUGCUUUGGAAAAUUCGAGUAAAAGAUCAUCGGCUGCAUUAUCCGGUUGCAGCGAUGAUCCCGAUUCACCAUCGAUCGGCACCGAUUUCACCAGGGAUUUUUAUAGAUUGGUCAAAUUCGAAAGUACCAAAAGUCUCGCGAGUACUUCCUCGAGAAGCGGGAAACCACCUACUGAUAGGGAACAAGCCCUUCAAAGUGUACUUUCAUUCAUAGCCGAACAACAAAUGUAUUUGGCUGAAUUACCGAGUAAUUCAUCGGAACAAAAUGAAAUUCAAGGGCAAUCAACGACGAUGACAACGACGACGAUGACGACGACGACGACGACGACAACGACCACCCCCCAUACGAUCGAAGAAAAUGCUGGAAAUAGAAGCGAAUGCGCUAUCAUGGAAGUUGGUGGUUCAAUCAAAGAAACUGAAAGAUCUCCGUCGUCUCAAGAAAGUAAUUCUCAUUCAGAAAAUAUAAUUGAAGUGAGCAACAACGAGGAUGAUGAUGAUGAUGAUGAUGAUGAUGAUGAUGAUCCACUUGAACAAAUAGCAGUACCACCUUUACAAACUGAAGAUAGAAUGCUCGGGGUUAUAGGGUCUAACAAUUUAGGGGCUGUAGGUUAUACAACAGUAGCACCCACAGAAUUGGUUGCUGUUCCUGAAGAAGACGAGGAAGCUGGAACAUCUUCUUCCCCUAACACUGUUGUUAGCCCUGCGAGAGCACCACUAUUGGUUGAAGGUAGGGAUAGGUCAUUGAGCUUCCAUGAACGAGCAACGUCCAAGGACGUUAUCGACGAAUUAAAUCGAAUGAUUAGAAAAGGGGAAGAUAGUACGGUCAAUCAAGACCCUCAGGUAGCCCUAGAAAAAUUGGAUCUUGCUUGCUGCUGCCCAACUGGUUGGGUUCACGUUGAACGUGAUAUCGACUUCACAGAUCCUAAGGCCAGAGCAAACCUUUUAGACGUGAUGUUAGCAAGUAGCGAAAGUUCUUCGGCAACCUCGAGCAGUGGUUCCGCAGGUAGCGAUUCCGGGGAUGAACCACCGGAUUAUCGACACUUACACAGGCUACAUCGUUACCGACGACAAAAGAAAGCAUCAGCGGCACAGGCACAACGCGUCCUAAGACCAUCUACCUGGGGAACCUCAAGGCCGUCCAUAAUCGACCGUGGCGAGGACUUUUUCGUGAGGUACGGUGAAAAGGAACGCGAGGCAGUUGCGUCAUUUGAUUUUCUCGACGAGAUGGUACCAUCAUCGUCGGCAUGCUCGGCAGACGACGUUGCAUCCGAGCAAGACGUUCUUGCUACUUCUGACAACAAAUUGGAUGUUGUUGUUGUUGCUGUUGCUACUGCUGGUGUUGUUCCUGUUAACGACGAUUCGGACAACAAAAUUCUUCUAAAUUCUACUACGAUGACUUUAACAACAACUACAACAACAACUACAACUACAACGACGACGACGACGACGACGAUAAAUUCUUUCAAAAUUGACGAAUUAACGAAACAACAACAACAACAAACUCAACUAAAUGAACAAACAAAACAUUCGCUUUAGAAAUGAGAUUUACGAAUUUUCCACUUUUCUAUACGCUUUAUGACGCGAGAAAAAUACGAGAGAAAGAGGUGGUGGUGGUUGGUGUGCUCCUGUUGGUUUUUUUUUUUCUUUUUUUUUUUUCUUUUUUUCUGUGCAUUAUUUUAUCUCAUUUUUCUUCACAAACUUAUAACGCACCCCUCAAAUAUCUCGUGCCUAGUCCAACGAGCUGCUGGGAUAUACUGAGAAAGAAAGAGAAUAAGAGGAAUGAAAGGUAAAGAAUGAUAGGACCAAUCUACAUAUGAUUUGUGUGUGUGUGUGUGUGUGUAACAAUAUGUAUGCAUGUACGUACGUAUGUAUGUAAUGUAUAUUCUUUCGAACUGCUUGAGUUGUGUUGUUCAUAAGAGCGCUCUUUUGUAAGAGACAACAACAAAAACAACAACAGCAAAAAACAUAUGUGAGAACACAAUAAUUGUGUAUUUGUUGUGACAAAAUAAUCCAUAAAAAAACUACGAUCCUCUUGUAAUUGUUUUAAAAUAUGUUAGAAAGCAGCCGUGUCACAGUCUCUCAUCCCCAUGUACGAAGAAGAUAGAAUUAUUAUUGCUUCCGGAUUUAUAAAAAGAAAAA